Molecule: messenger RNA, 1283 nt
Organism: Phialemonium atrogriseum
Lineage: Eukaryota; Fungi; Ascomycota; Sordariomycetes; Cephalothecales; Cephalothecaceae
Exons: 2
Coding region: 324-1283 (319 amino acids)
Source: RefSeq, a predicted model, not a curated record
CUCGACAACGGGAGGCCCACUAUAUCCACCCGGCUGGAUCGCGCCGCGCAUGUAAGCCUAAUCAAGCUCAAGCUCUUCAGCCCACGCAAUAGCGCCAAUAUCUGCAUAUCGAUCCUUGACACCAGUCUAGAUCGAGGAGAGCUUGAAUCUGAUAUUGGGUCUGGGCCAUGUCUCAGCGCUAGCCUAACUUUGUGCCUGCAGACAGACUGAAGGACCGCGGAACAGGGAACAUAUAGCAGACAGCAAGCCCAUGCUCGCUCAUUCUUUUCCCUUGACAGACGCAAGUGCCAGUUUUACAGUCAAUACCGAUUGGUGCCUUCAAGAUGGUUUUCUUCCCCAAGGUUAUCGCCUUCGCCGUCACAUCUCUGGUCUACGUUGGUGUUAACGCAAAGCCAUGUCCACCCGUGACGCCUUCGAGCUCGGCUACCUCCGGUCCGACUGUAUCAGAGACUUUGACCCCGACCUCGACCCCCAGCCCUACGAAUGUUCUCGAAAACCCCAGCCUCGAGAUUCCUAGAGAAGUACCAGGAGGAACUGUAUGGGACGGAGCUCCCUGGACUUUCGGUCCCAGUGACGAUCCGAAUGUCCCGUCGGUACAAGUCAGAGAGCAGGAUGGCACUAUACCAGCUCACUCAGGCGACUACUACGUCUUUGCGAACAUUCCAAUCAGAUACCAACCCACCUCCUUCUCCCAGGCGCUUUCCGGCCUGGAUACCGCCCACCAGUACACGCUCACGUACUACUGGGGGAUCACCACCAAGCAAGAAAUCCACGACGGCAGCUGCUACGCCCAGGUCAGCCUAGGCGACCAGAUCGUAGACACCGCACGCAUCCACCGCAACACCGCAUACGAGUACCACCAGUACAACAUAGUCUUCACCCCGCCAUACUCCACCGCCCUCCUGACUUUCACCCUCUCUUGCGACGGCGGCUACUUCUACGGCACCGAGCUCCUCUUCGACGACAUCACCCUGACCCCCUCCACCCCGGCCUGCACAGCCGUCAACCCACCCCCAUCCGGCGCGACCUGCGGCGCGCUCGGCAACGCCCAGAAUGCGUACUCGUCCCUCAUCGCCAACCGGGGCGACUCGUCCAGCGCGGCGAACUGCGCGCUCAGCUGCACGCAGACGCCGCUGUGCCAGUUGUUUGCGUACCAGGGUGGUGACAAUGGUGCCUUCAGGGGAUGCAACCUGUACUCGGCCGACAUCGCCACGAUCAUGUUCGUGCCGCUGACGUAUGGGCUUGCGUAUUACGACAUUGGGUGCUUCCACUGCCCUGCUUGA